UUCGUCUUCAARKGGUUCUUCAYGGGAUUCGGCGCGCGAGUUCAAUAUAGAGGCAUUGGACCCGCUCACGUCUGAGGACUUUGCAUGGCUUCCUUUCCCGACCACAGGCUGUUUGCCGGGACCGCAAUGCGCAACACUUAGYGCUAAUCUUCACACUUACCUAUCCUUCUAUGCACCACCAACUUCGCCGACGGAUGACKAAGUCGYGGUGGGGGACAUCCUGGCGUAUAYUACCAAGGUGKCCCGCGAGUUUCGCACGCAGCGGGACGAUGACAACAACGCACCGCUCAUGUAUGUCCGCAUUCAGUAUGGGMAAACGUCCUGCAGCGCUUUGCUGGAUAGCGGCGCGUCUCACAACUUCAUGAGCCAGUCUUUUAUGCAAAGAGCUGGCCUUGGCGCACAAGUUCGGAGGAAGAAAAACCCGACGGCGAUCAAGUUGACGGAUGGAAAGACGCAACAACUUCUCGACCAGUACAUCGAGGCCAUACCGGUCUACUUCACACCUCAUGCAUGCGAACCGGUAACAUUCGAUAUUCUCGACACGGAUUUCGACAUCAUUCUGGGAAUGCCUUGGCUUGCAAGUGCGGAUCACACGGUCAACUUCCAUCGGCGGACUCUUAGCGUUGGCGACGCCUUCGGCGCGGAAGUGGCGUGUACUAUUUCUCUACCGCACUCUUCGAUCCGGUGCCAAGUGGUGACGGCCAAAUCAUUUCGGGCGACUUGCGCUUACGAGCAGCCCGAGGAGAUCGGCCUUUGUUUCCUACGGACCGUCGCGGUAGCCGACUCUUCACCCACAGACUUGUCUUCGGACCCCYGUAUGGUGCGGUYGCGGGACGAGUUCGCCGACAUCUUCGAGUCACCUACCRGUGUGGUGYCGGGUCGGCCGAUCUCUCACRAGAUCAUUCUUGAGGCCGGUGCCGUGCCGCCGAAAGGUUGCAUCUAUCGGAUGAGCGAGGAGGAGCUUGAGGUUCUCCGCGCACAACUCGAUGAUUUGUUGGCCAAGGGUUGGAUUCGUCCGACUAGCUCCCCAUAUGGAGCACCWGUUCUCUUCGUCAGGAAGAAGAAAAAGGAUCUACGAUUGUGUAUUGACUACCGCAAGCUCAACGCGCAAACCGUCAAGAAUGCGGGGCCUCUUCCUCGCAUUAACGAUCUUCUUGAGCGGCUGGGCGGCGCGAAGUAUUUUUCGAAGUUGGAUUUGAAAUCGGGAUAUCAUCAAAUCUCGAUCCAGCCGAACGAUCGCUACAAGACCGCGUUCAAGACACGGUACGGGCAUUUUGAGUGGGUGGUCAUGCCUUUUUGCCUCACCAACGCCCCGGCGACCUUUCAGGCAGCGAUGACCAAUGAGUUCCAUGCAAUGUUGGACCGGUUCGUGCUGGUCUACUUAGACGAUAUUCUCGUCUAYAGCCGGAGAUUGGAGGAUCAUCUUGGACAUCUUCGACGAGUGUUGGAGACGCUCCGCCGUGCCAAGUACAAGGCCAACCGCGACAAGUGCGAAUUUGUCCGGCAAGAGCUGGAAUACUUGGGCCAUUUUGUCACACCGGAGGGCAUCAGUCCGCUAUCGGACAAGAUUCAGGCCGUCCAGGAGUGGCCGGAGCCUCGGAACGUCACGGAUGUCCGUUCGUUCCUCGGUCUUACCGGCUACUAUCAACGCUUCAUCAAAGGCUACUCCAAGAUCGCGGCCCACUUGAACAAACUUCAGUGCGAGGAUUGGCCGUUUGACUUCGGAGAGGAGGCGCGAGGAUCAUUCUUCGCUCUCAAAGCUGCGCUAUUGUCUGCGGAGGUCUUGCGGAUAUACGACCCGCUCGCGCCUACACGCGUCACUACGGAUUCGUCAGGCUAUGGCAUUGGUGCAGUCCUCGAGCAACAUGAUGGUGUGGACUGGCACCCGGUCGAGUACUUCAGCAAGAAAGUGCCCCUUGUACAUUCCAUUGACGAUGCACGCAAGAAGGAACUCCUCAUCUUCGUCCACUCGCUCAAGCGCUGGCGGCACUUCCUCCUUGGUCGAAGCCAGUUUCGAUGGGUAACGGACAACAAUCUGUUGGUCUUCUACAAGACCCAAGACACCGUCAACAGCACCAUCGUUCGAUGGAUGGCUUUCAUUGACCAGUUCGACUUUUUUCCCAAACACAUGCCUGGGAAGUCGAAUCGUUUUGCGGAUGCUCUUUCACGGUGUCCGGAUCAUUGUACCGCAGUCUACUCGACCUUCGAGAUUGACGACGACCGGCAGAACAUCUUCAUCCGCGGCUACCAAGCCGACCCCGAGUUUCGCGACAAGUACGCGAAUUGCUCCUCUCCUAAUGUGGCUCCUUCUCACUACCGGAUCCAAGAGGGGUACUUGCUUGUCUACACGAGGGGGAAGGACCUUCUUUUCGUACCGAGUGAUCCUCACUUGCAUACACGGCUUCUUGGUGAGUUCCACGAUGCUCCCGCCACUGGACAUUUUGAAGUCAAUCGCACGAUUGGCCGACUUCGCCAGCGAUUUUGGUGGCCCGGCCUUCUUGGCGACGUCACGCGCUAUUGCGAGUCAUGCGAGGUUUGCCGACGCUGCAAAUCCCGCAACCAUCGUCCGUACGGCGAGUUACGACCAUUGCAAGUCCCGUUGAGGCGAAGGGAAGCGAUUGCCAUGGACAUUAUUGGCCCGUUCCCCAAGCACAAGACCGGAGUGGAUGGGAUUCUCACGGCGGUCAACCGACUCACCAAGUUCGCCAUGUUUUUGCCUUGUCGCUAUCAUGCCAAGGCACCGGAGGUGGCCGGGGUUCUAUACGCCGGUUGGAUUCGCACCAAGGGUUACCUCAAGGAGAUCGUCUGUGACCGCGACACUCAGUUCACGUUCGAUUUAUGGUUGGCGCUUAUCAAGCGAUGGGGCUCAUCUCUCAAGCCCAGUUCAGCUCGCCACUCUCAGACCGAUGGCCAGACGGAGAGGGCGCAUCAGACCGCACAGGUUUUCCUUCGCACUCUCAUCCGCCCCGACCAGAAAGACUGGGUUGAGCGACUGCCGGAUGUUGAGUUGGUAUAACUCUUCCAUCCACCCGGUUAUUGGGAUAUCGCCCUUUGAUUUCGAGCAUGGCUCGCCGCUCACGUC
Molecule: messenger RNA, 3082 nt
Organism: Chara braunii
Lineage: Eukaryota; Viridiplantae; Streptophyta; Charophyceae; Charales; Characeae
Source: the annotation of a GenBank genome assembly